AUGGAUGCAGUCAAAAACCGAUUUAAUGUGUCAAAAUCAUCUUGCGGGGCAAAUAUUAAUAGCAAAAAGUGGUUUAGUGCUACCGAUGAACUGAAACGGAAGGGUGGUUACACACAGUACAACGAAAGUUUCGCUCGAAUCGGCAAAUAUAUUCAGGCUUCAGAAGUUGGUCGUUUUCAUUUUUAUUGUGCUGCAUGUGAAGCAGAUUUUUCGUUAGCAAAAAUGGGACCACGAGCUGUGGAACGUCAUGUGCAGUCAACAAGGCAUAAAAAAAUUGUUGCUGCACUCGGUAUGAAUCCACAGGAAUUCAACAGUUCCGAUUCGAUGAGUCCAUUAACCUCGGUGGAAGCUAUGUUGGCAUCAUCGAGUACAUGUACAAACAGAAAUUUAUUUUAUGAUAUUGAUACCUCAACACCGGUUGAUAUAUUUGACGUUCGAUCCGGUGAUACAGUACCGGGUGUUUGUGCUCCAUUACAGUCGGUUUUACAAACCACGAUGGCAUCAAACGAGUCUUAUGCAAGAUGCGGUGGUACAGCGAACGUAAUUUGCGGGUCUGAAACUGAUUUAAGUUUAGCAGUAAAAAAAGAAGUUAUGGUGUCUGACACCACUGCCAAUAACGCGAAUCGGCGUAAUGAUACGUUGGAUAAAAACGAUCCAGAAAAUAGCGGGUAUACCGAUUCACGAAAUUUAUCGUUAACAACACCCUUAGACGGUCCCUCAGCUAUCGUUGUAAACGAAAAUGGUUUAACGAAUUCAGAUUCUAGUGUGCCAACAUUUUUACAAGAUUUUAUGAACCAUUCGUUGUCCAGCGAAAAAGAGCAGCAACUAUUUUUAUUAAAAGCAGAAAUCUUACAAAUGAAGAAACGCUUAAUGCGGAUGAAAUGUGAAUAUUACAGGAAGAAGAUUGCAUUGGUGGAAUUGAUGAAACAAAAUAGUUUUUGUUCCUCUAGUGCCUGA
Messenger RNA from Enterobius vermicularis (human pinworm), 957 nucleotides. The record is from the annotation of a GenBank genome assembly. NCBI's taxonomy places the organism in Eukaryota, Metazoa, Nematoda, Chromadorea, Rhabditida, Oxyuridae.